Varanus komodoensis (Komodo dragon) is the source of this 2982-nucleotide messenger RNA. RefSeq names its product vacuolar protein sorting-associated protein 13B-like. The coding region runs from base 245 to 2146 and encodes 633 amino acids. The record is from RefSeq and is a predicted model, not a curated record. Lineage: Eukaryota; Metazoa; Chordata; Lepidosauria; Squamata; Varanidae. The transcript has 12 exons.
AGCGGCGGUGGCUUUUGACUGGGGCACCGGCUGUGGGUGAACCCGGAACUGCCUGCGUAGUCAUUAGGGUCUCGGUCCUUUUGGCCCUCAGCGACGCCUUCUCGGAGGAGGAUGGCGGGCAGGACAGCUGUUGACAGGGUGCCUCGUGGGCAGUGAGCCCGUGCAAGAAGAGCCUCCCUCGGCGUUGUAGGCGAGAGGAGCCCAAUGACGAAGCGAGCCUCGCGGUUCUGUCAACAAAGACACAAUGCUGGAAUCAUACGUGACUCCUAUUCUAAUGAGCUAUGUGGAUCGCUACAUUAAGAACUUGAAGCCCUCUGAUCUACAGCUAUCUCUCUGGGGAGGAGAUGUAGUUCUUAGCAAACUUGAACUAAAACUUGAUGUACUUGAGCAGGAGCUGAAAUUACCAUUUACAUUUUUAAGUGGACAUAUUCAUGAAUUACGCAUUCAUGUACCAUGGACAAAGCUUGGUUCGGAGCCAGUUGUGAUUACAAUCAAUACAAUGGAGUGCAUUUUGAAACUAAAGGAUGGACUUCAGGAUGAUCAUGAAAGCUGUGGCUCAAGUUCAACCAACCGUAGUACCACAGAAAGUGCAAAAACAGCAGUGAAACCAAAAAGAAUUCAACAGACUACUCCUGACCCUGAUUUGCCACCUGGUUAUGUACAGAGUUUGAUUUGGAGGGUUAUAAACAAUGUUAACAUUGUCAUCAAUAAUCUCAUACUCAAAUAUGUGGAGGAUGAUAUUGUUCUUUCAGUCAAUAUAACUUCAGCAGAAUGCUACACAGUGGAUGAAUUUUGGGAUCGAGCAUUCAUGGACAUAUCUGCCACUGAUUUGGUACUAAGGAAGGUGAUAAAUUUUUCUGACUGUACAGUUUGCCUGGACAAGAGGAAUGCUAGUGGCAAAAUUGAGUUUUAUCAGGAUCCACUGCUUUACAAGUGUUCCUUCAGAACCCGCCUACACUUUACUUAUGAUAAUCUUAAUUCUAAAAUGCCAUCCAUUAUUAAAAUUCAUACUUUAGUUGAGAGUCUGAAGCUUUCCAUUACUGAUCAACAACUUCCUAUGUUUAUUCGUAUAAUGCAACUUGGAAUUUCACUGUACUAUGGAGAAAUAGGCUCCUUUAAAGAUGGAGAAAAUGAAGACCAGGUUUGUCACACCAAGGAUGUUUUGGGUAAUAUCUCAGGUUCAGAAGAUGAAAUAGGUAAAGAUAUGCAAUAUAUUUCUCCAGAAUUUUUUGUUCAACAAGAUGAUGAUCAACAGCAAGGAUGGGUGUCUUGGGCCUGGUCUUUUGUACCUGCUAUUGUGGGUAAUGAUGAUGAAGAGGGAGAUUCUGUUGGAACUGAUGAUGGAGCAGCAAUAAAUCAGCAGAAAUUGCCAAUAAUUAAGGAUCCCAUUGUUUCUAUAGGAUUUUAUUGUACAAAAGCUACUAUCACUUUCAAAUUUGAACAAAAUACUGUACUUCUAGUGUCUGGAAAUCAACCAGAUGUGACUUCAGCAAAGAAUGAAGACUUUGUCAAUGUUCAGGAGAUGUCUACGAAAAGACUUAUUGUAGGACCUUUCAAUCUUCGGCUCGAUAGCAGUGCAGUGCACAGAAUUUUGAAAAUGAUUGUUUGUGCUCUAGAACAUGAAUAUGAGCCAUAUAACAAGUCUACCUUAGAUUUUGUUGAUGGAGCUAAAGCUGUGCCAAGCUCAGAAGAAAUAGGAGCUUUGGAGGAAUAUAUUCCAACUCGAAUCACAAAUUUUACGAUACUGAAGUGCAUGGUUACCAUUCCUAUGGCUGAAUUCAACUUGCUUGGCCAUUUAUUGCCUAUAAUCAUGGGUCAAAAGAGUUCGAGCAGCUUCUUAAAUACGACAAAUCUUCAGCCUUUACGUCCUCUGCCUUGUAUCCAGCUCCUAGUGGAUAAAAUGGUUCUGGAACACUCUGUGCCAAUGUAUGCUGAACAGCUUGUGCAAACUGUCAGCAGCCUUAGCCAACCAUCUGAUAACUUACUGCACUAUUGUUAUGCACACUGCUAUCUUAAGAUAUUUAGUUUUCAAGCAGGGCUUUCUUCGCUGGAUAUGAAUGGAUCUUAUAGUUCACCAGCUUCGGUUAUUUCGCCAUUCAGUACUGCUGUUUAUGGCAAAAUGCUUAAGCUUCCUAAAUACUGGUGAGUAAGACAAUAUGGGAAGACACUGUAGACCUUAUAUAUUCAUUUAAUAACAUGAUACAUUUUAUAUAUACUAUAUCCUGUGUGUGUGUAUUUGUAUGCAUGUGUACAUGUUCACACAAUAUUUCUUUGGAAUCUAAUAGUGUAUAUAGAUUGUCUGUAAAUAUGGCUUUGUCCUAAUAAAUUGUUAAGGCUGUCAUUGCUAUUCAGCAAGCACUUUUUAUGUUAGAAUUUUAAACUAAAACGUUUGCUAUUAAUGCAUAGUUAUUGCUAUAGAUUUGUUUCUGUUCUUUUUGAAAUGAAUCCUGCAGUUUAUAGGCUGACAGUAAAAUAAAUUUGUAGAAAAUGCCUUUCCCACUUCCAUCAGUAUCACCUAGCUAUGGUAUGACACCAACUGUAGCAGCUUGUGAAGUAACCUAGAGGAGUGUGUUACUUAUUUGCUGAAUUUGUAAAUGUUAUUUUAAUUCAGAUAUCAAUUGAUCAUAUUUUCAUAAACACUACUAAAGUGUUGCAAUAUAGCCUUGCCUUACUUCAUUUUCUUACUUUUUUGCAUGGAUCUUACAAUUUUAUAUUCUGUUGAAUAUAAUAUUUCUCUGUAGUGUUUGAGAGAGUUGGAAAAAUCUUCUGUUUUGUAAUAACUGCACUUAUAUGCAGAAUACAAUUGUACACCACUAAGUUAUGUUAAUAUCUCACAAAACAACUCUUAAUUAGUUCAGAUUUGCUUGCCAUUCUGUGCUAAUAUUCGUUGAAGAAAAAUACUUCAUUGAAAACAUUAAGGUUUUAAAUUUACAGUAAUUGUGACAAUAAAUAAUAUGCAUCUCUCUUGUGAAAAGGAAACUA